AUAAGCGUUUUGUGAUUAUUCCUUUAACCAGCAAGAAAUUAGGAGAAAUUUAUCGCUAUGAAACUCGCACUUUUGUCGAUAGUAAGCACGGCAAGGCUCUAAUCGACCAAAUUAAAACAGUUGACAAAAAGCGGCUAAUUGAAAAGUUAGGACAAUUAACCGAAAAAGAAAUGGACGCUAUUCACGAAAAACUGUUUUCGAUAUUUGAUUUAUGGGAAUACUUAAAAAAAAGAGAAUUGGAAGGGGACGAAUUGCCCGAAGUUGAAACUGUUCGUCAAAUAUUAAGAGCCGAGAUGAUUGGAAAAAAAUUUCGAAAAGUAGAAAUUUACAAACCAAAAGACGAAACAAAUAAACGA
Racocetra persica is the source of this 356-nucleotide messenger RNA. Lineage: Eukaryota; Fungi; Glomeromycota; Glomeromycetes; Diversisporales; Gigasporaceae. The record is from the annotation of a GenBank genome assembly.